GUUGACGUCACUGGGUUCCCCCCUCGUCGUGUUCGCCUCUCUUUGCGCCUGCGCUUUUCUUCCCUACGACCACAGUCGAGUCUAGGACACAAACAGCAGCAGCUGUCCUCUUGUCUCCUGCUUGUCUCAUGGAGUACGGGACAUUUCACAGGCAUUGGGUUUGUGAGUUCACUGGAUGUCAGCACCCUCAGGGGUUGGGAGAGCCUGUGUAAAAUCAAGACCAAAACCCAAUACGACAGUUGAAGCUUCCAACUAGCACCUACACCUACGACCACUCUCGUGUUCUGCCAGAGCACCAAAUAGCUCAUUCUAAAAACACUAUUGCAGAGCUUAAUGCCAACAUGGAAGGCGUAGCAGUGGACAACCUAAUAGACUUUGACCUGUCCUCAGAGGCCACAGCUCUAAGCAAAGAUGGAAGCCAACACCAAGGCCAUACAGACAUUUUCUCACCAGAGCAGGCACCUGCCUUGGGAGUCCACCAGCAACCCUUACUGCCAGAGCCCCUAGCACCAAAUAAGCCCAGCACUCGCCACCAAGAGAAAAGAGACAAUGACAGCGAUGCUACAGAGUCAGCAGACAGCGACAACGACAUGGACCCGCCAUCUCAUAUGUGGGAGCUGAGGAGGUCGUCCUCUUCGUCCACUCACAGUGGAGAAGACGCCGACACUAAGGUGGUGGAGAGGAGGCAGUUCAUGAAGGCUUACGUGGAGAAGGUGUUUCACGGAAAGGAGGACUUUGACCAGGAAGAGAAGGCCCAUUUUGGAGAGCUGUGCAGUGGAGAGAAUGGCAAAGGCAGGGAGUGGUUUGCCAAAUACGUCAGCGCACAGCGCUGCCGCUCCAAAUGUGUGAGUGAAGCCACCUUCUACAGACUGGUGCAGUCGUUUGCAGUUGCACUGUUUGAAUGUUAUCAGAUGGAUGACUACAGCCCAGCCAAAAACCUCAUGACUAUGUGCUUCACAUACUACUACAGUGGGAAGUCCCAGCCAUCUCCCUCGGAGCUGCUGGAUCGUGGCGGUCCUCCAGCUGGUUUGGACUCGUACAUCAACAAGGCCAACUCCUGGCUGUCUGUGAAGAAGGAUGCCGCUGAGCGCCUCCUCAAAACCACAUCUAAAACUGACGUCAAGGGCUUCUUUGGAGGCCUAGAAAGCAAGCUAAGGGGCUCAAUGGCUCCCAAGACUGAGGAUGGGGGAAGCCCGGUUGACACAAAGCCCAAAUCACUAGUGUCUGAGGCUCCAGAGGAAAAGAAAGGAGAGAAGGUGUACCUGUACACCCACCUGAAGCAGCAGCCCAUCUGGCACACUCUCAGAUUUUGGAACGCUGCGUUUUUUGAUGCCGUCCACUGUGAGAGGACGAAAAGAUCACCAACCACGAGGGGAACGCAGGAUGAGGAGAAAGACGAGAGGGAGAAGUGGUGUCACAUGACGCAGGAGGAGAGGGACGACAGCUCCAAAAUCGAUGAGAACAUCGCCUUUGGCCAGCUCGGGACAUUCACUCAUAACAUGCUGGCGUUUGGGCUCAGCAAGAAGCUCUGCAAUGACUUCCUGAAGAAGCAGGCGGUCAUUGGAAACCUGAAUGAAGAACAGUACAAGUUGCUGAGUGACCACAUAGAGAAAAUGGCAGCAGAGUGAGUUUGAUGACGACAGCAGCAUGUCACAGUGACCUCUCUGUUACACUGCUGAAAACCUCCGUCCCCAGCUGGACUCAGCCGUGCCAUAGUUGUAGAAAUCCCUCUUUAUCUAACUUGUCAGUGCUCCUCUGCACCCGUGUCAGCAAUAACACAACCUGAUCAGCUGGUGUAACUUGAACGUCUCUGAUCUGCUUGGCAAAAUUAGAAGCAUAAAGUGAAACCAUUCAGUACCACCUAAACACAGUCAGCAUGGUGUCGGACACUCUGGAUUUAUAAGUUACACACAUGAUGUCUACAUCCUUCAUGCUGUUUUGUUCUGUUUCCUUGGAAACAUUGGCACAUUUAUUACACAUUGGUGUAACACAUGUAACAGCAUCUGGUGUAAUAAUCAUCCUCCGGCCUUGUUACAUUUAACAUAGGUGUCUGCAGACAGUUCAGACCAGACUUGGAUGUACUGUAAGAGGACAUGUCACUAACAGCUCCGAGUGUUGUAAUGUGGUACCCGGGCAGUUUUCAAUCACAAAGUCACAUACAUGAAUUACUGAGUUCUGGUCUAUGCUUCCUGUAGUAUCCUAUUUUACACACAAAGACAACCGCUUUGAGCUAUGUUAGCCAUAUUACUAGCUUGACAGGCUAACUGUUUCCCUUGCUCCCAGACGUAUGCUAAGCUAAUUUUCUCGUCCUUUCAAAAAAGAAAAAAAGCAGCAAAGUCUUCCUACUGACUACGUACUCAGAGAAAUGCUACUACAUAUUUCAAUCCCAUUUUUGCCAAUUUUACCUACACAUUUAUAAUCUAAUGGUAUUCAUGUUAUGUUUUUUUAAUUAGAAACUUGAUUAUACCCAUGGGAUCUUUAGAAACUAUACUUAUCUUUUCAAAGUGCCUUCCAUGAAAGUUACUGUAUUUUAUCUUGAGAUGUUUAUUACCUAACACUAAUGCAGAGCCUGCAAUGAUCACUCUUUUACUCAUGCCCAGAUAAA
Molecule: messenger RNA, 2605 nt
Organism: Etheostoma cragini (Arkansas darter)
Lineage: Eukaryota; Metazoa; Chordata; Actinopteri; Perciformes; Percidae
Product: KIAA0513 ortholog
Exons: 13
Coding region: 342-1628 (428 amino acids)
Source: RefSeq, a predicted model, not a curated record